Messenger RNA from Manis pentadactyla (Chinese pangolin), 3054 nucleotides. Its product is annotated as heat shock 70 kDa protein 1-like. Gene Ontology annotation, cellular component: blood microparticle; vesicle; cytoplasm. Gene Ontology annotation, biological process: cellular response to unfolded protein; protein refolding. Lineage: Eukaryota; Metazoa; Chordata; Mammalia; Pholidota; Manidae. The record is from RefSeq and is a predicted model, not a curated record. Gene Ontology annotation, molecular function: ubiquitin protein ligase binding; misfolded protein binding; heat shock protein binding.
CGUCCUGAGUGCCGCCUCUCCCAGAUCUCUCCAGACUCUUCUGUGGCUUGCUAGACCGGCACGGCUACUGGGAGGAUAGGUGAAAGGAGCGGGUAGGAGGCCUCGGAAAACCAUGGCUGCUGCUAAAGAAAUGGCUAUAGGCAUCGACCUGGGUACCACCUACUCAUGCGUGGGGGUGUUCCAAAACGGCAAGGUGGAGAUCAUUGCCAAUGACCAGGGCAACUGCACCACCCCCAGCUACAUGGCGUUCACCAACACUGAGCGGCUGAUCGGGGAAGCGGCCAAGAACCAGGUAGCCAUGAAUCCCCAGAACACUGUCUUUGAUGCCAAACGUCUGAUCGGCAGGAAAUUUAAUGAUCCUGUAGUUCAGUCAGAUAUGAAACUUUGGCCUUUUCAAAUAAUCAGUGAAGGAGGCAAGCCCAAGGUACUGGUGUCCUAUAAAGGGGCGAAAAAAGCUUUCUAUCCUGAGGAAAUCUCUUCCAUGGGGAAGGAGACUGCUGAGGCUUUUUUGGGCCACCCUAUCACCAAUGCUGUGAUCACUGUGCCAGCCUAUUUCAAUGACUCACAAUGACAGGCAACUAAGGAUGCAGGCGUGAUUGCAGGUCUCAAUGUGCUAAGAAUUAUCAAUGAGCCCACAGCUGCUGCCAUUGCCUAUGGCUUAGAUAAAGCAGGUCAGGGAGAGCGACAUGUCCUGAUCUUUGACCUUGGUGGAGGCACAUUUGAUGUGUCCAUCCUCACCAUAGAUGAUGGGAUUUUUGAGGUAAAGGCCACAGCUGGGGACACCCACCUGGGUGGAGAGGACUUUGACAAUAGGCUAGUGAGCCACUUUGUGGAGGAGUUCAAGAGGAAGCAGAGGAAGGACAUUAGCCAGAACAAGUGGGCCGUGAGGCGGCUACGCACGGCCUGUGAGAGGGCCAAGAGGACCCUGUCGUCCAGCACCCAGGCCAACUUAGAAAUUGAUUCACUUUAUGAAGGGAUUGACUUCUACACAUCCAUCACCAGAGCCCGGUUUGAAGAGUUGUGUGCAUACCUGUUUAGGGGCACCCUGGAGCCUGUGGAGAAGUCUCUUCAGGAUGCCAAGAUGGAUACGGCUAAAAUCCAUGAUAUUGUUUUAGUGGGGGGCUCCACCCACAUCCCUAAGGUUCAAAAGCUGCUGCAGGAUUACUUUAAUGGCCAUGAUCUCAACAAGAGCAUCAACCCCGAUGAGGUGGUGGCCUAUGGGGCUGCAGUACAGGCUGCCAUUUUGAUGGGUGACAAGUCUGAAAAGGUACAGGACCUGCUUUUGUUGGAUGUAUCUCCUCUGUCCCUAGGGUUGGAGACGGCCAGGGGCAUGAUGACUAUCCUGAUCAAGCGCAAUUCCACCAUCCCCACCAAGCAGACACAGAUCUUUACCACCUACUCAGAUAACCGGCCCGUACUGAUCCAGGUGUACGAGAGUGAGAGGGCCAUGCUGCGGAACAACAACUUGCUGGGGCACUUUGACCUGACUGGGAUCCCUCCUGCACGCAGGGGAGUUCCUCAGAUUGAGGUGACCUUUGACAUUGAUGCCAAUGAAAUUCUCAAUGUAACAGCCAUGGACAAGAGUACUGGUAAGGCCAGCAAGAUCACCAUCACCAAUGACAAGGGCUGGCUGACCAAGGAGGAGAUCGAGCAUAUGGUUCUGAAUGCUGAGAAAUAUAAAGCUGAGGAUGAGAUCCAGAGAGAGAAAGUCUCUGUAAAAAAUGCCUUAGAAUCCUAUGCACUUAACAUGAAGAGCGCUGUGAGUGAUGAAGUCUUGAAAGGCAAGAUUAGUGACUCUGAUAAAAAGAAAAUACUGAAUAAAUGUAAUGAGGUCCUUUCAUGGCUGGAGGCCAAUCAACUGGCGGAGAAAGAUGAGUUUGAUCAUAAGAGAAAGGAAUUGGAGAAGGUGUGUAACCCAGUCAUCACAAAACUCUAUCAGGCAGGAUGUGUUGGGCCUACCUGUGGAACAGGGUAUAUGCCUGGAGAGGCUGCCACAGGGCCCACCAUUGAAGAAGCUGAUUAAUCUUACCUGAAGCUGGAAGAUCCUAGGGUGCCACUAAGGUGAAGUGUGCUUCCCCAUCUUCAAACAUAGAUAUGAUUCUUGAAGUGACUGCACCUGAACCUAAGUUACCAUCCCUUUGGGAUUCUGGUGGAGGGGCAUCAGAUCAAAUAUCAUGCCAUCUUUUCACACUCCAAAAUCCUGUUUCUGAUUCUGGAAGGAGACUUAGGAAAACUAUGUCCUCUUUGAACCAUUUGAUGAGUUUGAAUGUCUGUUAUUUAUUUCCAGUCUCCCCAGCUUGCUUCAUCCAGUGUGGUUGUCCCUCAGUAAAUGUGUUCCUAAAGCAAAUUAUUUCUGAUAUUUUUAGACUAUGAGUGUAUCUUGAAAAGUAAGGAAGAGGACAGUUCAUGCAAAGCGCAUGUGUGAUCUGACUGAGAGCUGAUUGUGAAUGAUGAAGCUGGUAAGGGCAAAGUACUUGAAUUUUCAUCAGCUAAUUGUUUCAAGCAGGAAGAUAACUUUAUCAUUAGGCACCCUGAGCCCCAGCUACAGCAAUUGCUAACUAUAGUUACUGCUUAUAUUCAGUGAGACUGGCUUAGGUAUUCAAGUUCAGCUGUGAGGGGUCAGGGCCUGGGCAAACUUAUGCUUGAUGUGCUUAUGUCACUUAAGGUGUGUGAUUGGGUGCUGCUCUCACAGAGUGUGUUAUUACAUCCUUUACGUGCAGAAAACAUUUCUACAUUAAAUUCUUGUCUCGCCUGAGGGUUUCCACCCCGGGCAAGUUCACUCUGGAUUCAGUGAGACUGAAAAAUGAAAACAGGACGUCACGGGUAAGAGAGUUUAUACCCAGCUUUAUUCCUGUGGUGGCAGCUCAAGCACUAGAACUGCCCGUCCACUUCAGGACAAGUGUGGCAUGCAGCAAGCUGGUCGCUGCCUCUGGGCCUCUCCGCCGCCUUGCAGCCCCCAAGCUCUGGGUGGAGCUUUUUAUAUAGAGCCAAUAACUUAUUGCCCGCAAGUGUGCAAACCUGCACCUGCGAGCAUUGCCUGUGUGCAGUGGGCAA